Messenger RNA from Rhinolophus ferrumequinum (greater horseshoe bat), 4526 nucleotides. It is a transcript of the gene DUSP3, whose product is annotated as dual specificity phosphatase 3. Gene Ontology annotation, cellular component: cytoplasm. The record is from RefSeq and is a predicted model, not a curated record. Gene Ontology annotation, molecular function: MAP kinase phosphatase activity; protein tyrosine/serine/threonine phosphatase activity. NCBI's taxonomy places the organism in Eukaryota, Metazoa, Chordata, Mammalia, Chiroptera, Rhinolophidae. The coding region runs from base 471 to 1028 and encodes 185 amino acids. Gene Ontology annotation, biological process: negative regulation of MAPK cascade; protein dephosphorylation. The transcript has 3 exons.
CGCGUGAUGCCAGUGGUGCUGGGCAGCCGCAGGGCGAGUCAGAGCUCACAAGCGGAACCCGGGUGCCCCUGUCAUCUGAAAAAAACACGCGACACUUGGGCGUCCUCAGGUCUAUAGGAACAUUUAUUGCGCCCUGCAUUUGGUCCGAUGAAGUGACUGCAUUUCCCAGUUUAUAACGUUACAGGAAAUGCCUUAGCUGGGGGUGGGAGAGGACCCCCUCCCCGAAACUCAACAGGGGCGGCAUUUCCGCCCCCGGGGUGGGCCCAGGAGUCUUCCGACCGUUACCUCCGCGCGGAGCUGCGCGCGUACUUCCCGGGAAUGGAGCGCGCGUGGCCGCCCACGUUCCGCUGCUUCUAACGCCAGGCGAACCCGCCUCCGGGGCGGGUCCCGGCUCGGGAGCCCCCGCCCAGCUGACCGAGCCGCUCUCCCCUCGCUGGCUGCUGCCCGGCGUGCAGGACCCGGCCGCCGCCAUGUCCGGCCCGUUCGAGCUCUCGGUGCAGGAUCUCAACGACCUGCUCUCGGACAGCAGCGGCUGCUACAGCCUCCCCAGCCAGCCCUGCAACGAGGUCACCCCAAGGAUCUACGUGGGCAACGCGGCUGUGGCUCAAGACAUCCCCAAGUUGCAGAAACUGGGCAUCACCCACGUCCUGAACGCUGCUGAGGGCAGGUCCUUCAUGCACGUAAACACCAGUGCCAACUUCUACAAGGACUCCGGCAUCACCUACCUGGGUGUCAAGGCCAACGACACACAGGAGUUCAACCUUAGCAUCUACUUUGAAAGGGCUGCAGACUUCAUUGACGAGGCCUUGGCUCAAAAGAACGGCCGUGUGCUUGUCCACUGCCGCGAAGGUUACAGCCGCUCCCCAACUCUAGUUAUUGCGUACCUCAUGCUGCGUCAGAAGAUGGAUGUCAAGUCUGCUCUGAGCGUUGUGAAGCAGAACCGUGAGAUCGGCCCCAAUGAUGGUUUCCUGGCCCAACUCUGCCAGCUCAAUGACAGACUUGUCAAGGAGGGGAAAUUGAAACACUAGGGCACCCCCACUACCUCUUCUCUAGAGGUUGGACAGGGGACACCUUGGUUGAGGUGUUCCAAACUGCCAUGUUUAGGAAACACAGUGUACCCUGCUCCCUGUAUCACCAGGCACUUGUCCACAAAUCUGUCCCAACACAACCCUGGGCCACUUUCCCCCUGGGAAGCACAUAAAGCUUGCUAAGGAGGACAUUCUUGCUCCCCGUGUGUCCUGUGCCUACAAUUUAUUAUGUCCUCUCCUUGAGGUAGGGUCACGGAGGGAGAAAGUCUGGGACAUGCAUGCUUCUGGAUGGCCCAGGGCUGGAGGUCUGUGGAAGUGUAAGGCCAGACAGGCUCACGGGGCCCUUCCUGAUCUUCCCUGCCCUGCACCCCUGGGUCCUCUCCUGAGUGGGGACUGCAGCACCUCGAGCCCUGUAAAGGAACUAUGCAACCCCGGGCCCCUCUUCUCCCCCAAGUCUGCCUUCCCAGUCUCAUAGUCGCCCACACCCUGCUCAUCGGCAGAGGCGUGUUGUGGGGUCUGAAGCCAGUGUGGGAUGGCCGUCAGUUGUUAGUGGGCAGAAGUUCCCAUGAAGAGACCACGUUUUAAUUAUUUCCAUAGGAUUAAAGAUACUUUAACAAAGAAGCCCUCAGGUGGGCGAACAAAUUCCCCUGGUGGUCUCUCCUGAAUCAAUAGUUUCUGAAAUGUGAACCCUUGGAAGUCUUGAGUUCCGCAGCCACUGGAAUAUUCCCCUGGGCCAGCUCUUAGUCACUGGGUUUGUUAGAAGAGCGAUGCCUUAGGCAUGGUUUUAUUUUUCUUUUUUAGAAAACAGGGUGUACAAGUUCAGCCUAUUUAAAAACCCCACCAUUUGGAGAAUUACAAGGGUUUUGUCUUGAAUUAUAGUGUUGGCGAGCCCAAGCCACUCGUGCUAACUGCUUUUUGUCUCGGUUGCUAUUCCAAGAACAGGAGGAGGAAGUUGGCCAAUUACAGCGUGUGUGUGUGGGUGUGCAUGGGGGUGUGUGUCUCAGAAACACAGCCAGAGGACCGACAAGCAAGGAGAUGAAGGGUCCCCGGCUCACACCCUGCCCACUUACAGGUAGUUCUUACGGCUCUCCGGUGCCAGACAAGAUCACGGACCCUUGAAAGCAAAAAUGACUCAGCCAGGUAGAAAUGAAACAUGGCGCGCAUCCAAGUGGAGCCUGAAUUGGUGGUAGAGCAAACAAACCAACCAACAAAAAGAAACGACCAUUUUUAGGAUGAUGGAGGGAUACACUAGCUCUCACACACGUGUGUGCACAUUUAUCGGAAUACAGGAUUUUGUUUUCAACACAGACUUGUUAGAACUUCGCAUGAUUGUCGUCGUGGAAGAUGAUGCACUGUUAUCAUCUUCAGGUUCCCUAAUGGCAGAGUGGUGUUGCUCAGCUGCGCCCUCAGCGCCUCACGCAUUGGUGUCUGAUAGAAGUUUGUGGAAUUAAACUUUUUUUUUUUGAGCACCAAAUAUAUUUAGGGCAUUGUUCUGGUGGGUGUAGCCAGCUCCCAGAAGCCUGAAUUUGUGGUAGGAUCACUUGCAAGAAUUUGCAAAGGAGUCUUACCCAAAAUGAAAUAUCAGGGACUUUUGUUGAAUAAUUAAAAUUCAGUUUCAAAUGUAAAUUCAGGCAAUGUUAACAUGUCAAGGUGUGGAAUGUGCCUUUUUCAGAGUCGAUCAGGAGCGUUCGGCCAGGACUAGGAGAAGCAGGCGUGCCUUCGGGCCUCACUCACAGGUGUAAUGGUCUCUAUCUCAGCAGGGGCAACAUUGGGCAGCUUGAAUGACCCCUUUUCUCUGUGGCCACAGCAGCCCUGAACAAACUAGGAUCUGUCUUCUUUUUCAGACACUGGCUGUCCAGAUAGAGCCACCUACGUGAAAUGGCCAUCCUCUAAACUCCGUACCUCACAGUUUUCAGAUAACUCUCCCACUUAAUCUAACUUGAUUCUCACAAUAACCCUAGAUGGUAGAGCGUAUUCAUGUGUGGUUAACCUUUUUUGAAAAAAAGAGCUGAGGUUCAGAGGGAUUAAGGGCAUGGCCCCCAGGGUUGCCCAGCUCCAGGCAGAGUUGAGGCACGAUUUCAGGUUUGCUGCUCCCUGAAACUGAGUUCCCUCUCGUACUACACUCCUUCUCAAGAAAUGAGCCCCCUGGGAGUGUCCAGGUGCACUGCACAUGCCCUUGACCCAGCCUGUGUGCACAGGGCCAGUUAGCUUUUUUUGGACAGAGUACGACAAUUCAAGCUGUGGUGCCAAGGGGGGCCGUUUCUGGAUGAGGGUGGGAAAGAGUUGGCACAAACCCAUCCUCCAGAAAAAGGAAGUAAAAGAUUGGGUUGGAAUGUGUUGCUCUUCUUCUAGGAAAAAUGUAGUAUCCCUAAGUCAGACCUUUCUGCUCCAUUUCUGGAAGAGGCUCAGGAUACGGGGCUGGGGCCUCCCUCCCAUGCCCAGGCAGUGGUCACCCCACAGCUCCUUAGUUGCUCUUGAAGGCCUGUUCGUGGGGGCAUGAGGGAGAAAAGGUCAGUGGGAGAGUUACUGCCUUUACUUUGGGACUACUUUUAUGCUGGUAACUUGGGAUUUCUUGAUAGUCCUUAGUCUUAGAAACCCCAUAUUUACUUCAUGAGAUUUAGCUCCUAGUUCUUUGAGUAAAUAAAAUUUUAUUGUGUAAGGAUGAACACUGUCCAGCUGUGAGUGGAAGCUGUUUCUGGACAGCUUUUUUACCCCUGGGAAGUGUAGGAAUGCGAACUCAGGGUGCCCUCCCGUCUCCCCUAACCUGAUCCCUUUCUUUGACUAGCAGACCCCACAAUUAGAGCACCACACGUUGCUUUUCUGUUCUAAAGCAGUACACCUUUCACAGGCAGGUCUGUUUCCCUGCCACUCUAAGUUAUCUGGAGAGCAGAAAUCACCAUCUAUCAAUGAAGGGAAUUCAUCUGAAAGACCUCUAAGGUUACUUUUGGCUCUGACACUUGGGGGUUCUCUAAGAAUCCCCCACUUGGAAUUGACCACCACCUGAAAAUUAGAGGGCAUGUAAUAAUAUGGUGACCAGCAGGUGGUGCUGUGUUCCCCCCGUGGUGAUGGAUAAUUGGAAAAGGAAUGUUGGUGCCUUUUGUGUCACGAGUUAAUGUUAAGAUGCUAACGCUUUAAUUAAAAUAAGCACUGAUCUUAUAAAGAUAUGAGCUUUUCUCACAGGAAAUUUUCUAUCGUAAAAUCGGUAUCAAGAAUCACUGAAGAGCCAACAGUGAUGAUCCUUCCAAGUUAAGAUUGUAUCCUGACUGGAAAUUGAGACUGUCUCCGGUUGAGAGAGUAGAUUGGUUGGAAGCUUACGUUACCUCCUGUCAGCUUUUAGGGUCAUUUGAUUGUGAAAGUGUGAGUUUUCUGGACAGAAAAGGGGAAGGUAUUAAAUUGGUUUUAAAAAAAAAGUUCAAGUUUAAAGUUUAACACAUCUGUUAUAUCACAAAUCCGUGUUAAAAUACUAAUACUGUAACCCAAAUAAAUGUCUUAUAUUAC